Molecule: messenger RNA, 342 nt
Organism: Cooperia oncophora
Lineage: Eukaryota; Metazoa; Nematoda; Chromadorea; Rhabditida; Trichostrongylidae
Source: the annotation of a GenBank genome assembly
CCGUGCAGGGGGAGGCUACUAACUGUCCCAUCAAAGUCAAAUAUCGAUUCCAGAUUUUCCACAUCAACUGCUUCAAAUGUAAAACCUGUGAUAAAACUCCUGGCAGGAUCGUCAUUCUACAACAUUGAGAACAAUCCCACGUGCGGUGAAUGUUACAAUAAAACACUCGAGAAUUGCCACAAAUGCCACCAAAAGAUUACCGAUCGCCUUCUACGAGCCCGUGGUGGUGUAUGGCACGUGAACUGUUUCACUUGCGAGAGUUGUAAGAAAUCACUGGAUGGCGUUCCGUUCACCUCCGAUCCGGAAAACAACGUUUAUUGUGUGGGCUGUUAUCAAGAGUGA